CCUCCCGGUCCUCAGCAGGUGCGGUCAUCCUCGCGGCGCCACAGCGCCCCCGUGCGGCCGGAGGGGGCGCCGCGGCCGCAGGAGGUGUUAUUCCGUCUGGAUGUGUCACCGGGAGUCAGGGCGAGUCUCGACUGCGGACUGCACCGUCGAUGCGAGCAGGAUGAGAGGAACCGUCCGCCGUCCUCUUCACGCUUCGUCACUGCCAUGCUGACUGCAUAGACCGGCCUUCCAGGGGAAACAGACACGCUUCAGGAGGCGUUUUCGGCUCCGCUCUUCACCCAGCCGGCCCAGCCUCCGUCCUCAAACCCCGACGAGCCGCCGCCAUGUCCGGGAAGGAGCGCAGCCCCCGCCACCGGCCGUGGUCCGUCUACCGGGCCAACACCUUUGAUCUGUCGGCGGAGAUGAUGGGGCUGGCGCUGUCAGGAAACAGUCAGGAUCCGGACGAGCCGGUGCUGGAAUUCAGCGUGGCGUGCAGCGAGCUGGUUCCUCCCGCUCUGGAGCGUAAGCCCACCAGCUUUGUGGCCGUCAGCUGCACCACUCCGCCGCAGGCCUUCUGGACCAAACACUCUCAAACUGAGAUCAUAGAGGGCACCAGUAACCCCAUCUUCCUGAGCAGCGUCGCCUUCUUCCAGGACAAUCUGAUCACCCAGCAGACUCAAGUCAAGCUGUCCGUCUACGACGUGAAGGACCGCGCUCAGGGCACGAUGUACAUGCUGGGCUCGGCCAUGUUCUCCGUGAAGGAGCUGCUGCAGGACAAGCACCACCGGCUGCACCUGACCCUCAGGUCGGCGGAGAACGAGCGCGUGGGCAACAUCACGGUGAUCGCCUGGCAGAUAGAGGAGAAGCGCGAGCAGAGAGCCCCGGUGGCCCGGUUACAGAGAGGAGACACCGUCAACGGACGAAUGGUCCUGCCUGUUGAUGAAAGCCUCACUGAAUCCGUGGGCAUUAAAGCCAAGUCUUCAUCUUUAUGCAAAGAUCCUCUGCUGAAGGCCGUGUUUGGAGGCGUCAUGUCUCGGACGUACCGCUUCCCCACCACGGACGGGAACCACCUGCGGAUCCUGGAGCAGAUGGCAGAGAGCGCGCUCUCCCUGCACAUCCCUCGACAGUUUGUCAAGCUGCUGCUGGAGGAGGACGCCGUCAGGGUGUGUGAGCUGGAGGAGCUGGGCGAGCUGUCUCCGUGUUGGGAGAACCUGCGGCGGCAGAUCAUCACCCAGUACCAGACCAUCAUCCUCACCUACCAGGAGACCAUCAGCGACCUGCACGAGUACAAAGGCCCUUCGUUCAAGUCCAGCACGCUGAAAGCCGAGAGGAAGUUGGAGUUUAUUCCCACCAACCUGCACAUCCAGAGGAUGCGGGUCCAGGGAGAGUCCGGCUACGACCGGACGUACGACGUGGUGACGAUCGGCGCUCCGGCAGCACACCACCAGGGCUUUAAAGGCUGCGGCCUGCGCAGACUGCUGCACAAGCUGGAGGACGCCAGGAAACAAACGUAUGAAGAUGAGAGCUCCGGCUCCAGGUCGAUGGCGUACCAGCCUCAGGAUGUGGUGAAAGCGAAGGAGCUGAUCGGACAGAUCAACACUCUGAAGACACAAGUGUGUUACUACACCGAGCGUCUGUCCCGGGCCGCCAAGGACCGCUCGGCCAACGCCCUGGAGAGGACGCUGACCAUCCUCACCGAGAAGACUCGCCAGCUGGUCACCGUGUGCGACUCCAAGCUGCUGUCCUCGGCCAUCCUGGCCCUGGCGGCCGCCCGGCCCGAGUUCUCCCAGCGGAGCACGCCGUCCCCGUCCUCCUCCUCCCUCUCGCCGUCCUCCCGCUCGCCGUCCCGCUCGCCGUCCCGCCACGCCACCUCGCCGUCUCGCCACGCCGCGCCGACGGAGGGCGGCGAGGGGAGCCGGAGCAAGAGAGCCUCCCUGCAGGCGGAGCUGCACGAGGAGGAGUGGGAGAAGGUUUGGCUGAACGUGGAUAAGAGCCUGGAGUGUGUGAUCCAGAGGGUGGACAGACUGCUGCAGAGAGACAAGCUGCAGAGCGACAGCAGCUCCGAGGACGUCUUCCUCCUCGCCGACGAGGAGCCCAAUAAGAAAGAGAGCAGUCCAGAGGUGGAGAAGACAUCUCCGGGGGAGUGGAGCGACGCCCUCUACCCCCUCCUCACCACGCUGACCGACUGCGUCUCCCUGAUGAGCGACAAAGCCAAGAAGUCCAUGGUGUUCGUGCUGAUGCAGGACAGCGCCCCCACCAUCGCCAUGAGCCUCACGCUGCAGUACCGCCGUGACGUCGUCUUCUGCCAGACGCUGACGGCUCUGAUCUGCGGCUUCGUGCUGAAGCUGAGGAACAGCCUGAGCGACGCCGGCUUCCUGCGGCAGCUGCACACCAUCGGCCUGCUGGUGCAGUACGAGGCCCUGCUCAGCACCUACGGCGAGGAGCUGGCCAUGCUGGAGGACAUGAGCGUGGGAGUGAUGGACCUGAGAAACGUCACCUUCAAGGUGACCCAGGCCAACUCGGGCUUCGGCCCGGACAUGCUGCCGGUGAUCACGGGCAACAGGAGCGGCUUCAACGUCAGGGUGCCCAUGCCCGGCGCCAUGUUCGACACGCUGCCGCGGGAGAUCCAGAACGGCAUGCUGCUGCGCGUGCAGCCCGUCCUCUUCAACGUGGGCAUCAACGAGCAGCAGACGCUGGCCGAGAAGUUCGGAGACACGUCGCUGCAGGAGGUGGUCAACACGGAGAGCAUGGCUCGCCUCAGCUCGUACUACGACCAGUUUAAAGAGGUCCUGCCGGAGGACUGCCUUCCUCGCAGCCACAGCAGCACCGGUCUGCCCGACCUGCUCAGACUCCUCAGCCAGAACGUGACGGCCAAGAAAAGCAAGAACGUGGACAUCCUGUGGCAAGCGGCCGAGGCCUGUCGCCGUCUGAACGGCGUGCGCUUCACCAGCUGUAAGAGCGCCAAGGACCGCACGGCCAUGUCUGUGACCCUGGAGCAGUGUCAGAUCCUGCAGCAGGAGCACGCUCUGGCGCCCCAGGUCUUCUACCAGGCCCUGGACUGCAUGCGCAGCGAGGGCUGCAGGAGGGAGAACACCAUGAAGAAUAUCGGAUGUCGCAAAUACGCCUUUAACGCCCUGCAGCUCAAGGCCUUCCCCAAACAGUACCGCCCGCCAGAAGGCACCUACGAGAAAUUAGAGACCUAAGACCAGUCUUCUGUCCGGAGAACCAAAAGACUGAGCGGGAAGACGACGCUGGCGCCUCACGGGAAAACACUCCGAGUCCAACCGCAGCCCUUCGUUUUGUGCUUAGUCACUGUUAAGAUGAUCAGUGUUGAAGUGCCAGUGCUACUGUAGAUAGUUUUCUAGCAGUUCAGUGUCCGUCUCCUCUCACGAACACUCCACUCAGUCAGCUUCCUGUGUCCACACGGCGUCGGCUGCCGCGCCACUCGUAGCAUCGGUGGGUCUGCAGGAAGGCUGCGGUCCACACCGGAUGCAUAUUUAUUCUUGUUAUUGGAUGUUAUCACGAAGAUGAGGCCCAGUCUCGUUUUCUUUCCCGUCCAGAAAUGAAAACCAACAGUUUUUCACUCCAGUUAUGGUCUCUGUGUUCAAAGCCUCAUGUAGCUUCUGUUCAUCGGGCGCCUGCUGAAAACGUCACUGAGCUGCACUGAUGAGUUUCUGUUGUUCACUGUGGUUUAUGCUGAAGCAACACAACACUGUAAAAAAAACCCUCCCAUCAUUCAGCCUCGGCUCGGUGGCGUCUGCUGCUCUGUGCCGCUUUAAAACAAAGUGAAUCGUAUUCUGGAGGACCUGGAACAUGUAGAACCACCAACAGCAGCUUCACUCUGAGAGGCAGAGGUGUCCAAGCUGCCGGAGGUGAGGGCUGCUGGAUCCCCCCGGAUCAACGGGACCUUCAGUCUGCCGUGUCUGAUCACCAGCAGCCAUGUUUUUCUGUUUGUAAGAAGUGGUGUUAAAACUCAGAUGUGCAUUUUACCAGAUUUAGCCAGAUUUAGCCCCUCGGCCACAGUUUGGACACCUCUGCUUUGAUUCAACACCGACCUAAACUAAAUGAAGACGUGCUCCCAUGCCGUGAUGUGCCGGGAAGCUGUCCGGGAGAGGCUGUUGCUGUAAAGUUUCUGUCUCCACCUGCUCUGAUUCUUCUCCGGACCUAAACUUCCCUGUUGGACGAGACCUGAUCUGUUUCAGUCCUGCUCAGCUGUUUGCUCUUUCCUCACCGUCUCCCCUCAGUCACACACAUAUUCAACGUCUUACUGCUCUCUCAACAAGCACACUUCUCGAUACGUACACAGUAUAUCUCUCACAUCUAUCUGAGGCAGCACUGAGAGGUUUGAAUCUCAUACUCCUUGACAUUAUUCUGUGGUUCAAACACGUCCAGAGCUGUUAAAUCCAUAUCUGCAGGACGACGUGCAGCACGCCGUUGAUUUAAAAGUCCAUCAGACUUGAGCUGUUAUUCAUUUUAAGUGUGUUUGUUUCCAGUUUCACGGUUAAAUUAUGCAGAAGUUUGACUUAAACAAGGUAAAUUUAUACUGCAUGAAAAUAAAAAGAGAAGAAGAAACUAACUCCUGCCUGAUAACUAGAUUAGAACUGUGAACCAUGCAAGUCCUCUUGACCCUAGACUGAAGUGGAAUGAUGCAUAUUGCAUUAUUGUUCUGCUCUUCAUCAGCACCUCUUUUGUUUUGAAAGGCUCCAGAAUCCAGGGUACCUUAAUGUACAGAGCUCACAGAGGGGGUUUUAUUUUACAAACGUUAUUUUGCUUAACGUACUGAUGUUAAUACGGGUGGUGCUGCGACAUGCUGGUAUAGUUUUCUCCAUUGUUACUGAGUGAUUCUGACCUUGUCCUGAUCCGGUGUCCCUGCUCACAGUGGGGACGGACGUCCGGAGACCCUGCUCCCUCAGAGGACUGGAUGAAUCUGGUCGAUGAAUAAAGGCU
Salarias fasciatus (jewelled blenny) is the source of this 4926-nucleotide messenger RNA. RefSeq names its product inositol polyphosphate-4-phosphatase type I Aa (gene inpp4aa). Bases 324 to 3182 code for a protein of 952 amino acids. The transcript is spliced from 24 exons. Lineage: Eukaryota; Metazoa; Chordata; Actinopteri; Blenniiformes; Blenniidae. Gene Ontology annotation, cellular component: cytoplasm. Gene Ontology annotation, molecular function: phosphatidylinositol-3,4-bisphosphate 4-phosphatase activity. The record is from RefSeq and is a predicted model, not a curated record.